Dimorphilus gyrociliatus is the source of this 2678-nucleotide messenger RNA. NCBI's taxonomy places the organism in Eukaryota, Metazoa, Annelida, Polychaeta, Dinophilidae. The record is from the annotation of a GenBank genome assembly.
UUGAAACCUUUUAAAGACAAAGAAAACCAUUAGCUCUAUAACCAGGACGUGAAAAAAAAAAGCGAUAUCACAAAGUCUUUUCUUUUUCUAUAUUUUGCUAAUUUCUUAAAAAUGAUAAAAGACUAAACAGUAGAAAUUGAUGGCUGACUACCUCUAGGGUAAAUGAUACUUUUAUUAGGCUUAUAGGCAAUAUAUUUCGUGAAAGAGAGAAAGAAAGAGAACAAAUAAGAGAAACAAGCCUUUCUCAAUGCAAACCGCCCCACCCAUAAAUACUAUUCUCCCUUUCAUUACUUUAAUUUGUUUUAAAUGUGAAAAAAAAUUGUACUUGUAAUAGUUACCAGAAUAAAAAUGUGUACGUGGCUUACGCCAAAUUGACUAUAUUCAAUUAAAUGCUGUUUAUUUCCUUUUAUGCUGUGCAGAGAAUUCGUUAAAAUCAUUUUCGUUUACCAUUCUUAACUUUUUGUUUCUUUUCUUCUUUCUCUCAGUCUUUAUAUAAGGGAAACACUACUAUGUCUGGUGACGAGGAUAAUGCAUCAACUUUAAGAAGGCAGACUUCUAGCAAAGAAAAACGUCUUUCGAGACGAGGAAGGCGUCGUUUAGUAUUUAAAAAUGGUGAAUGUAAUGUUUCUCACUCGAAUAUCAGAAAAAGACGACGGCGAUAUUUAUCUGACAUUUUUACUACUCUAGUAGAUCUUAAAUGGCGAUGGAACCUAUUAAUAUUUGUUCUUGCUUUUACUUUAUCUUGGAUAGGAUUUGCGCUAAUAUGGUGGCUAAUCUGCUUCUCACACGGAGAUUUUGAAGGCGAUCAAAAACUAGUCUGCGUUGAGGAAUUAACCGAUUUCACCACCGCUCUUUUGUUUAGUAUAGAAACUCAACAUACAAUUGGAUACGGUUAUCGUCAUGUGACAUCCAACUGUCCAGAAGCAGUUUUGGUAGUGAUGGCUCAAUCUUGUUUUGGAGUAAUUAUUCAAGCUUUAAUGACGGGCUUGGUGUUUGCUAAAUUAUCGAGACCAAAGAAAAGAGCUGAGACGUUAAUGUUUUCUAAAAACGCUGUUGUGUGCGUUAGAGACGGUCAACUUCGAUUACUCAUACGAGUCGGAGAUAUGAGACGUUCUCACAUAGUUGAGGCUCACGUUAGAGGUAUUCUUAUCAAGAGAAGAGUUACAAACGAAGGCGAAGUACUUCCACUUUGUCAGCAUCAAGUUGAGUUGGGGGCUGAAGACGGCGAUGAAAGAUUAUUUUUAGUGUGGCCUGUUAUUCUUGAACAUAGAAUCACGCCUGAUUCUCCUUUUUAUAAUAUGUCCGCAGAUCACUUGUCUAAAGAACAAUUUGAACUGAUUGUUAUUCUAGAAGGCAUUGUAGAAUCAACGGGGAUGACAACCCAAGCAAGAACUUCCUACCUCCCUUCAGAAAUUUUAUGGGCUCAUCGUUUUGAACGUUUAGUAACUUUUCAAAAGAACGACGGCGAAUAUCAAAUUGAUUUUAGUAGAUUUCAUAACACAAUCGUCGUUCCAGAUACAAAGAGAUACUCUGCAAAGCACUUGCGAGACAUGCAAAAACGGGUAUCAUCACCAAAAGAGAAAGAUACAUCAAUAGAUGAAAGAGAAAAUCAACAAAAAGAUAUUUUUACCCAAACAGAAAACGAUAUCGAAGAGGAUUCAAUAUAGAACCUCUACAUCUCUGUUUAGCAUUUUCUUGUAUGGUUCGUGCGUAUAUAUUUGCAGCUGAACGAAGCAAAUUAGAUAAGGCUUUUGGAAAUGAAUGCCAACUCUCCUACAUUUUCACUUUUCUUCACUUCUUACUUCAACAAAAACUUAUUCAAGUUAAAUAAAAACCUGAGAUCAAAACAAGCAAGAUUAUUAAAUAUAUACACCAUAUACUGUAUAUUCAUAAAUUCCAUCUCUUUUAUUCUACAGACGAAACAGAAUAAUUCAUUUUAUAAAAUUCAGUUCUGAUAUCAAUCUGUCUAUCUUGUUUAGUUCUAAUCUUUUUUAAAUAUAUACUGUCUUUGUAUACAAUAUGACAUAAUAAGUGUUUACGUAUCUAUCCACCUAUUUAUCUACCAUAUAAGCAGCCUAUGAAUAGGUUAAAUUCGGUAUUAUUUAUGUAAUUGCUUACGUAAUGAGAUGCUACACACAUCACACAUACAUUUUUCUUAAUCUUGUACACUGUGUAACUAUAUACAUUUUGAGAAUUGUUCCUGCAACUAUCUCAAUUCCAGCUCAAUGUAAUCUUAUAUAACCUCUUCUGUUGCCUUAUGUAAUUCAAAGCUAUUGUCGACCUUCUUUACCACAAUAAAAUUUUUUAUAUUUCAAAAUGAAUGAAAUGAACGCUACAACGUUAUCACUUUCAGUCUUCCUUGUUCUCAUUUUUAAGCAAUUAAUUUCACACUAGUCAUCAAUUUUUUUUUCCAUAGGAAUCACAUAGCAAAAAAAAUUACUAGUUAGUAAUUUUGGGUUUUAUUUUCUAACAUCUAAACUUAAAGUAUAGCUUGCCAGUUUCCACUUACCCUUUUCAUUAUACCUUAUAAUUGUAAAUACCUCAGUCAACCUUGAACUAUGGUACAAAUCAUCUCUUCUUGCUGAGUUUUAUUACAAUUUCCAAAAAUUGUGACAAGUAGUCUGGUAGCAAAAUACUAGGUAAAAAGUGUGAUCUGAGUGAGAUACAGCAUACCUGCA